AUCUUGCCUGCGGACACAUCUGAACUGCACCCGCGCACCGCGGAGACGCUGCUGGGCCAUGAAUGAUGCAGCAUUCGCGCGCCGGCGCAGCGUGGACGUCGGCGGGCUUGCCCUUGCCCUGGCGGACGGGAGCUCGGGGCAGGGCUGGGGUGGGUGGGACGAGGCCGAGGCAGGCGAAACAAAGUACGCCGAGGUUCUGAUCGACGUGCGCGCACACACAGAAACCAUCAUCAAUUAUGAUACUGCGUCUCUCGCGCUCGUGGUCGAAGACGGUACCCGAUAUCGUCUCAUCCACUCCCUAUGCACGUGGAACUUCGAACCACACAAGCUGCCCGAAGAAGAGGUCCUCGCGUGCUCGUAUAUCCUAUUCGAGGCGCUAUACCGUAUCGAGGGCAUGCAGGAUGCAGUAGGCAUCCCUCUUUGCAGUCUCGCGUCGUUCCUUCAGCACCUCCGCCAAGUGUACCGCCAAGGUAACACAUAUCACAACUUCCAGCAUGCAUUAGACGUGUUCCAAGCAACGUACUACUUUCUGUAUCGCGCGGGUAUGGUCCCGCCUGUAUCAAUAUUACUGCAUGCAGACGCCCGGACCUGGCAAAGAGACAAGGACUCCGCAUCCAGCCAUUGUAUAUCACGCCUGACACCAGAAGAUAUUUUCGCACUACUAAUUGCAGCUGUCGGCCAUGACGUUGGCCACCCGGGGCUCACGAAUGCCUUUAUGAAAAACGCCCGCACGCCUCUCGCAGUCGUCUACGACGACAAGUCUGUGCUUGAGCAGAUGCACUACUCGCUCAUCCUCCAGAUCAUGCGCCACAACGGGCUCGGCUCCCUGCUCGACCGCCCACAUCGCGGUGCGGCCUUUCGCCGGCUGCUCCUCGGCACGGUGCUCGCGACGGACCUUAGUCUCCACGGCGAGUUCAUGGACGGCUUCCGCGCGCUCCUAGAGGGAAAUCCUCUCGACGAACAGGCGUGCAAGAUUCUUCUUUGCCAGGCGCUCAUCAAAUGCGCGGACAUCAGCAAUCCGUGUCGGCCAUAUAGCGUAUCGAAGCACUGGGUUGCUGCCCUCGAGUCGGAGUGGACAAGCCAGCUGAUGCUCGAGCGGCAUCUGCACCUCCCUGCAACAGUCAAGCCAUCGGACGAUUCAUUGGAGAUGGAGGAAUUCGCACUACAAUGCCGUGGGAACCUCGCUCGGUGGGAAGUGCGGUCAACAGAGCUUUCCGCUGCUGUCGAUGCGGACGCGAGAGCCACCGUCAACGGCACUGCAGAACCGCCGUCGCCGACGUCUGGUCCCGCUGCUGUACCACAAUUCCAGCUCGUCGAGAAUUUCCUUUCCGCUUUCCCACCGACCCUCCCGGACUCCUUCCGCAGCUCAGAGGACGCUCAUUCGCUGUCCUCCUCGCCCCCAUCACACCCUUCCUCGCGUUACUCGCACUCACACUCUGCCUCGGGCUCGUCCGGCUCCAGCCACUACGAGUCCUGCGAGUCCGGCCCGCCCUCGCCCUGGGUACUCCCUUCGCCUGCGGCCUCCGAUCUCCAGCCACGCCUCGAAAUCGCGACGCCGCCUGCGCUGUUUGCAUCUGACUUCCGCUUCCGCCCGCCGAGCGCCGCGUCCGUGCGCUCCGCAAGUACUGCGCAGGCACACGACGCGACCGCAGCGAUCCGUGCGGCAUACAAGGCGAGUGUGCGCAAGAAGAAGAGCUGGCACCGCAGCUCGUGGAAUCCGGGCGGUGCGUCCAGCCCGGGGAGCGGUGCGCCGCUCUCGCCCACGGGGCCCAGUCCGCUCACGGCGCAUUCGUCUCCGAUGACGACGCACUCGCACAGCCCGCUGACGCCCCUCGACGCAAUCGCGCACGAUGUGCGAACAAGCCCGCUCAAGGAGUGCGGCGAUCCCACAUCGCCGACCUCAUGACGUGCUGUUCCUCUCAUGAAGGUUGAAGCAGUUCGCAAUCAGUGAAUGUAUCAUAGAUGUAUCAAGGCUCCAGUCUUCGCUUUCGCUGUCGAUGUGUUUCGCCAUGUUGUUGCAGCCUAAUCAUUCUCCUAGGGGCUUGGAGGUGUGUCAGCUACGCUUAUAACAUGGCGCGAUUCUUGGUUGAGAUCGCUAUGGUCAGCGCAAGCCUUCUUCGGAGGAACGCUGUUAUCCUGUUUACCCUUAUGUUAUACCCUCAGGCCCCCUUGUGUAGCUGUAGGAAUGUCAGCCUAUUGCCCUAUGGGCGCAGUUUG
Molecule: messenger RNA, 2217 nt
Organism: Postia placenta MAD-698-R-SB12
Lineage: Eukaryota; Fungi; Basidiomycota; Agaricomycetes; Polyporales; Adustoporiaceae
Exons: 7
Coding region: 59-1906 (615 amino acids)
Biological process (GO): signal transduction
Molecular function (GO): 3',5'-cyclic-nucleotide phosphodiesterase activity
Source: RefSeq, a predicted model, not a curated record